AUGGUUAGGCUACAGGCUUUGGCGAAAGCCGCCGUUCUCCUGUCUUCAGUCAGCUCAACCCUGGCCGCUGCACAAUGCACCCCCGCAACACCAGACAAGCCCCGCGUCUUCCUCCUCAGCGACAUCGCCAACGAGCCCGACGACGCCCAGUCGCUCGUGAGGCUUCUCGUAUACUCCAAUGAGCUCCGCGUCGAAGGCCUCGUCGCCACGACGAGCAUCUGGCUCAACGACACCACACGCCCGGACCAGAUGCACGACAUCGUCGACGCCUACGAGGAGGUGCGGCCCAACUUGCUGAAGCAUGCGACCGGGUACCCCGAGGCGGGCUAUCUGAGGGAUCUCAUCACGUCAGGUCUUCCCGUCUAUGGUAUGUACGGCGUUGGAGAGGGCAAGGACAGCGAGGGCUCGAAGAGACUGGUGAAAGCCGUCGACGCCUCGGACGAGCCCUUGUGGGUUCCGGUAUGGGGUGGUGCUUCGGUCCUUGCACAGGCGCUGUGGCACGUCAACGCGACGAGGUCGCCGGCGGAGAUUGAGAAGUUCGUCUCCAAGCUGCGCGCCUACAGCAUUUCGGACCAGGACAACACCGGAUCUUGGAUCCGUCGCAACUUCCCCCAGCUCUUCUUCAUCGCCAGCAUCCACCACUUCAACCGCUAUGCCCUGGCCGCCUGGGGAGGGAUCUCGGGCGACCAGUACUACAACUUCCCGAGCCUCGCCAGCAGAGACGUCGUGUCUGCGGACUGGAUCAAGGAGAACAUCCAGCGCGUCAGCCCCCUCGGCGCGAAGUAUCCCGACACCGACUUCAUCGUCGAGGGAGACACGCCGUCUCUGCUAUACCUCAUCCCGAACGGACUCUCGGACCCGGAGCACCCGGAGUGGGGCUCCUGGGGAGGCCGGUACGGCCCCGUCACAUACGGCGAGGGCCAUUUCGCCGAUAGCGUGGACGUCAUCAAGGAUUCCGGGAAGACCAUCAUGAGCUCUCAGGCCACCGUGUGGAGGUGGAGGGAGGCGUUCCAGAAUGACUUUGCCGCCCGUAUGAAGUGGACCGGCAGCUCCGGGUUCGACGGGGCGCCGCAUGCCCCGGUCGUGGUCUUGAACGGGGACAAGUCUCGCAAGGUUGUCAAGAUGGUGGUUAAGGAGGACCAGGAGAUCGGGCUCGACGCCAGGGAGUCGUGCGAUCCCGACGGAGGAGACCUUACGUACAAAUGGUGGCAGUACCUGGAGCCGUCCUCGAACAAUAACAGCCCCGGGCGGGACGUCGGCAAGCUCGAGCUGAGCGACACGAACUCGGCCAUCAUCACCGUUACCAUGCCCUCGAAGGAGGUACUCCGGGCCGAGGGACGCAACCGCCACCCGGAGGAAGACAAGCAUUUGCAUCUCAUUCUCGAGGUCUCGGACGGAACGCUGGUGUCGUACCGCAGGGUUAUCUUCACCAUCCCAGCACCCAAAGCUGGCGAGGCGACGUCGUCAGGCGAGAAGGCGGCGGAGAAGGCUGGUGCUCAUGAUGAAUUGUGA
Molecule: messenger RNA, 1512 nt
Organism: Colletotrichum karsti
Lineage: Eukaryota; Fungi; Ascomycota; Sordariomycetes; Glomerellales; Glomerellaceae
Product: cellulose-binding protein
Exons: 1
Coding region: 1-1512 (503 amino acids)
Molecular function (GO): hydrolase activity, hydrolyzing N-glycosyl compounds
Source: RefSeq, a predicted model, not a curated record